Epinephelus moara (kelp grouper) is the source of this 3043-nucleotide messenger RNA. RefSeq names its product solute carrier family 38 member 6 (gene slc38a6). Gene Ontology annotation, biological process: L-glutamine transport; amino acid transmembrane transport. Gene Ontology annotation, molecular function: L-glutamine transmembrane transporter activity. The record is from RefSeq and is a predicted model, not a curated record. Bases 193 to 1563 code for a protein of 456 amino acids. NCBI's taxonomy places the organism in Eukaryota, Metazoa, Chordata, Actinopteri, Perciformes, Serranidae. The transcript is spliced from 16 exons.
ACAUGAUGUGGGUGAUAAACAACAACAGCUAUCAGCUGUAAGCGUUGAUAAGAGGAGAGUAUAAAAGUGAUUUAUCAGAGGAUGGUAACACAGCUCUUUACGUCGUCACGGUAACCGGAGCAGCAGACGUUUUGGCACGAGACAGAGAGAUUGUUUCCUGUAGUUUGUGUCGUGAGUUUUGUAGAGGAGAAAAUGAGCAUCAAUAGAAAUGCAACCGCAGAUUUAUACAGGGAAUGCGUCGCCCGGGACGUCGAGGAAAACGAAACUACACCUUUAUUAGCAAAUGGACCAGUGCAGAGCAGAUCUAAAGGAGCAUCGUUCGCCUCCUCUGUGUUUAACCUGAUGAAUGCCAUCAUGGGAAGCGGUAUACUCGGUCUAGCUUAUUCUAUGGCCAACACUGGAAUAGCUGGGUUUUGUAUCCUGUUAGUGUUAGUGGCCGGCCUGGCUGCGUUCUCUAUACAUCUCCUUCUGAAGCUAUGUGACCAAACAGGUAUCAAUUCAUACGAAGAGGUCGGAGAGAAAGCCUUGCAAAAACCAGGAAAAGUUCUGGUUGGAAUUUCUAUUCUUGUCCAAAACAUUGGUGCCAUGUCAUCCUAUUUGUUCAUCCUGAAGUCAGAGCUUCCUGCAGCCAUCAACAGCUUCGUGAGCUCACACAGCGAAGGAUAUACCUGGUAUGAAGACGGCAGGUUGCUUCUGAUCCUUGCCACACUAUGUGUUGUUCUACCCCUGGCAAUGUUGCCUAAAAUUGGCUUCCUGGGCUACACCAGUAGCAUUGCCUUUUGCUUCAUGCUGUACUUCGCAAUUGUGGUUGUGAUCAAGAAGUGGUCCAUCCCCUGCCCACUGCCUCAAAAUAUGACAAUCUCAGCUGCCGUCCAGCUAUCAAAUUCCUCUGACGCAGAAUGCACACCCAAACUCUUUAUCAUCACCAGUAAGAGUGGCUACGCCAUCCCCACCAUGGCCUUCUCCUUCCUGUGCCACACGGCUAUCCUGCCAAUCUACUGUGAACUGGACCAACCUUCAAAGUCCAAGAUGCAGAACAUUACAAAUGUCAGUAUUAGCCUCAGCUUCCUGGUUUACCUCGUUUCUGCGCUGUUUGGGUACCUCACCUUCUACGCUCACGUGGACUCUGAGCUGCUGCUUGGCUACGACAAGAUUAUGCCUCAUGACAUCAUGGUGACGGUGGUUCGACUGGCCAUCCUGUUCUCCGUGUUGCUGACUGUACCCCUCAUCCUCUUCCCUGCCCGUAAGGCUGCGACCCUGCUGCUGUUUGGAGGCCGACCCUUCACCUGGCUGGUCCACAUCACUUCAACAGUAAUCAUCCUGAGUGCGGUGCUGCUGCUGGCCAUCUUUGUGCCUGAUAUCAGUCAUGUGUUUGGAGUAGUGGGAUCCACAACCUCCACCUGCCUGAUGUUUGUUUUCCCCGGCAUUUUCUACCUCAAGAUCAACAGAGGACCCCUCAGAUCCUUCAACUCCAUUGGGGCUGUGCUUCUGGUCAUCUUUGGUCUCAUUAUGGGAAUCCUCAGCCUCUCUACCAUUGCUUACACAUGGGCUCGUGCCUUCUAACCCCUUUCCCAAAUUAAGCACAACAGCAACGAAAGGGGAAAGCGUGCCAAAGAAACUAAAUAAAAACUGGAUUAAAAAAAAGGGAAGAGAGAUGAUAAUCAGCAUCACCUCAGGCAAAGUAUUUAUGGCAAAGUUGUUCUCAACACUAGACUCGUAUGUGUUUUUGUACUUUCUUACAAACAUAGCUCAAACUCAGCACAUACGAGCUAAAUGAAGUGAGGACUUUAAAUAUUCUACCCGCUGAUUUUUUUAUUUUUAUGUCUUUUUACGAGAUGACUUUCAGACAAUAACCAGGGCAAAUCUUUACUUUUUUAGUAUACCUGGCACAAAAGAUUUAUUGUGUCAGAAUGCCACAAAAAAGUGUGAAGUAAGUUGCCCAUUAUCUUUAAGUUCAUUGUAUGUACUUUAUUUUUAUUUUUAUUUUCUUAAAGCCCUUGUAUUGUUGUAUGUGGAUGAUCAUGCACCUUAUGUAUACCAGUCUUCUAGCAUUUUAAAAUGCUUUUGACUAAGUCUGAGCCGUAAAUUUGUCACGUUUACCGUUUUUUGAUAUUUUGUUUAUAGAAUUUUUUCAGUUGUACAUGCACAAUCACUUGUUUUCAUUAAUUGUUGUUUACACAUAUAACACAGUUUAUUUACCACUUUGUUGUUUGGGAUUUUUUCUUUUAAACCUGUUUAUAUUGUUUAUUAAGUGUACUGAAUGUACGGACCUCAGGUAGUGUUACUGCUGCUACUGAUCGGUGCUUUGGCCUUUUAAUAAAAGGGAAACUGUUUAUGUACUGACAUGUCAGUUUGCUCAUUCAACCACCAACCUGUCGUUAUUAGUGCUGUGGAAAGCUCAUCAGUCUAACAUGUCACAUUUAUGGCUGUGCGUUUGAUUGGCAGGCACAGUAUUGACGCUGAGACCUGCUCCUCAGCGCUGUGCUGUGGGUUCAGCCUGCAGCUAAUGAAAGCCACAUGCUCGGUACGUUUCUAAUCAUGAUGCUGUUUAGAUUGUCUUCAUGCUGCCUCUGGAACCUACAGCCACUCGACUGCUGCUUUUAAUCUAAGGAAUUAGGCGGACUGGCCCCGCAGUCCCUACAGAAAGCAGUGGCUGCCCGCUCUUCACGCCCCCUUAAAGUGGUUCCCCAGUCCAGGAAACAUGCCAUGCCUCUAUCCUCUAUUCUGAAGGACAAUCCCAUGACAAAAGUGCACCACAGUCACUUGCAACACUGAAUGUAUAUUUGGUGGUUGGUGGUAGUAAAAGUACGAAUACAACAAUGUAAAAAUGACAAGCCCUGCAUUCAAACUCUUACUUAAGUAAAAGUACUCGUGCAGAAAACUGUCUAUCUGCUAUAUUUUCAUAUAUGGCAUUAUUAGAUUGUUAAUACUACAACAAUGUGCAUGUUUCUCUUGUAGCUGGUCAAAGUGUAGUUGGGCCACAGCGUAAAAAUACAUAGACAUCUGAAACUGACAAGGGGUCACAAGCUAAAGAGGUUGAAAA